UGUCUGUGUGUGUCUGUGUGUGUACGUGUCUGGCUGUGUCUUUGGUUCAUGUCGUUGGAAUCACUGUAACCCGUGGUCCACCAUCCACCAGCUGCCCAGCCUUGGUCCUGCCCCCCGGCCCCCUGCAGGCCCCUGUGUGAAGGAGGCUCCCUGCGUGCUCCCUGGGGGCGUGCCCACUGGAGAGAUGGGGAAACCGAGGCUCACAGGGUAGCCUGGCUGGCUGGGAAGCCCCCGCCCUGCACCCUCUGGGCUGGGGACCCUGUUGGUGUCACAAACAGGAAAUGUUCCCGGAAACGGAGCUCUGUGGUGAAGGGUGGUGGGCCCCGCAGGGUGUGGAGUGUGUCUGCCCCGGCGGCGGUGCGGGGUCCACGCGCACGGGCCUUCACAUCCACAGCAGGCAUGGGAGGGUCUGGCCUGGCCCCUGACGUUUCAGGCCCAGAAGAACCCUGUGGAUCCAAGGUCCGAGGCCGACCUGGGUGACAGGGAGCCUCGGGGAUCCGCCCUGCUGCCUGGGCUCCCUGCAGGGAGCUGAGCUGUGAGUUCAGCGCGGGCACCCUGCAGAGGUGUGCUGUGCCUGAACCAGUGCCAGCUAGCCCCGUCUGCAGCCUCGGCCUGAUGGGGUGGUGACUGAUCCCGCAGGGCUCCGGAGCCAUGUGGCCCAACGGCAGUUCCCUGGGGCCCUGUUUCCGGCCCACAAACAUCACCCUGGAGGAGCGGCGGCUGAUUGCCUCGCCCUGGUUCGCCGCCUCCUUCUGCGUGGUGGGCCUGGCCUCCAACCUGCUGGCCCUGAGCGUGCUGGCGGGCGCCCGGCAGGGGGGCUCACACCCACGCUCCUCCUUCCUCACCUUCCUCUGCGGCCUCGUCCUCACCGACUUCCUGGGGCUGCUGGUGACUGGCAUCAUUGUGGUGUCCCAGCACGCCACCCUCCUGGAGUGGCACACCGUGGACCCCAGCUGCCGCCUCUGCCGCUUCAUGGGCGUCGUCAUGGUCUUCUUCGGCCUGUGCCCGCUGCUGCUGGGGGCCACCAUGGCCUCGGAGCGCUACGUGGGCAUCACCCGGCCCUUCUCACGCCCGGCGGUCACCUCGCAGCGCCGCGCCUGGGCCACCGUGGGGCUGGUGUGGGCGGCCGCACUGGCACUGGGCCUGCUGCCCCUGCUGGGCGUGGGCCGCUACACCGUGCAGUACCCGGGCUCCUGGUGCUUCCUGACGCUGGGCGCGGAGCCCGGGGACGUGGCGUUUGGGCUGCUCUUUGCCAUGCUGGGCGGCCUCUCGGUCGGACUGUCCUUCGUGUUGAACACGGUCAGCGUGGCCACCCUGUGCCACGUCUACCAUGGGCAGGAGGCGGCCCAGCAGCGCCCCCGGGACAGCGAGGUGGAGAUGAUGGCCCAACUCCUGGGGAUCAUGGUGGUGGCCAGCGUGUGUUGGCUGCCCCUGCUGGUCUUCAUCGCCCAAACGGUGCUGCGGAGCCCGCCUGCCAUGAGCCCUGCGGGGCAGCUGUCCCGCGCCACGGAGCAGGAGCUGCUCAUCUACCUGCGAGUGGCCACCUGGAACCAGAUCCUGGACCCCUGGGUGUACAUCCUGUUCCGCCGCGCCGUCAUCCGGCGCCUCCAGCCUCGCCUCAGCACCCGGCCCAGGUCGCUAUCCCUCCAGCCCCAGCUGACGCAGGGCUCCAGGCUGCAGUAGGAACGGGAAGGAGCGCCCCUCCCGCGCAUCCCCGAGGAGCCCUGGGUCCCCUCCGAUGGCCUAUCUGCCUAUUCUGAGGGUCUCAGAGCUGGGGGUGCUGGCUGGACAGUGGGCAUCAGCAGCAGGGUUUGGGGCUGACCCCAAUCCAAACUGGGGACCCGCAACUCCUCCCUGAUCCUUUUACCAAGCUCUCUCCCUCCCUCAGCCCCCUUUUCCCAUUCGGAGCUCCCGCCCCUCCUCUGCUCUCCUCCCAACCCCAGGAAGGGCAUGGGGACAUUGGCAGAGGGUCUUGCAUUGCUGUUUUUUUGUGAGACAGAGUCUUGCUCUGUCGCCCAGGCUGGAGCGCAGUGGUGUGAUCUCAGCUCACUGCAACCUCCGCCUCCCAGGUUCAAGAGAUUCCCCUGCCUCAGCCU
Messenger RNA from Cebus imitator (Panamanian white-faced capuchin), 2096 nucleotides. RefSeq names its product thromboxane A2 receptor (gene TBXA2R). The transcript has 3 exons. Gene Ontology annotation, cellular component: plasma membrane. The record is from RefSeq and is a predicted model, not a curated record. Gene Ontology annotation, molecular function: thromboxane A2 receptor activity. Gene Ontology annotation, biological process: positive regulation of vasoconstriction; positive regulation of cytosolic calcium ion concentration; positive regulation of blood pressure. NCBI's taxonomy places the organism in Eukaryota, Metazoa, Chordata, Mammalia, Primates, Cebidae. The coding region runs from base 652 to 1683 and encodes 343 amino acids.